UUUUUUUUUUCUUUGCUUUUCUUUCGUUAUUAUCAUUAUUAUUAUUACUAUUAUGGGUGGAGGUUCUUUAGAUAGUUUUCAAGAUACAUCAUCAUUAUCCUCAAACCAGGAUCAAACAAGACAACAGUUUAUUCAUAGAUCGAUUUACAAUCCACUUUUACAUCAAUCAAGCUGGUCUACAACAUCUGUUCAUUCAGUCUAUCCAGAUUAUAAUCCAACUGAAUUUGAACUUACACCUGUACCUUUGACUGUACCUGAAUUACCACCUCGACCUGAUGGUUAUGGACAAGAAAGUGACAAUCAGGUACGACUGAUUUAUACCAAGUCCGGUUUCUACUUGAGAGAACAAGAGAAAAUCCACGGCUUUUUUACCGUUUUUUCAAAAUCCAUGGACCAUGUCAAUCUGUGCAUUGCUUGGAUUCCAGAAUACUUAAUUGAACCACAUGAUAUACCUCAGUUUGUUGAGUUAGAUGGUCUCUUGGCUUCAGACCAAGACUUUCCCUCUAUUGGUUUAAAUCUUGGCCAAGGCGAAACGACCAUGAUGACACUCAAGAACAUCUAUUCUUUAUACAUAUGUCCACCACAACCGGACAAGCAAGGCUCUAUUGUCAUAACUUCUAAAGCAGGAGACGUGCUAAAACCACUGUGGUAUACGGCAAACGAUCAACAGGAUUAUGAACUUGAUAAAGCUUCUUGGCCAGGCUACAAUAUCAUUGAUAUCCUUCAAGCAUUUCAUCCUCUACAAAAGUCUCGAGAUAUGGAACAUGUCUAUCUGGUUCAAGGUACAGAAGUUCCCCUGUCUCCUUCUGUUGCUUCCACCGAUAUAGAGAGUGAGCCUGUGCUUCAAUCCCUUAGAGAAACACAAUGGACCUUACUUGAACGAUUAUCUCGAAUCACUCAAUACUCUCGAGAAGCACUAGGACAUCCUAUGAUUUCACCCCUCCUACCGGCUUCUUUGCGCAACAAUAUCACAGUACAAAACACAGUGGUUGAUUACCCCAUGGCCUCUCAUUACUUGUCUCAAUGGAGUACUGACCACGACUAUUCUUUGGUAGAUGAUACAGAAGGACUUUUGCAAGGCAUGCCAGAACUCGCUGGACCCACACCCAUCCAUACUCGCACUGCACCCCUGACACCUCAGGUCUGGGUCACUCUAUUUGACCAUGAAGGCAAGCUGGCUGUCCCUGUUGAUCAUGUACGUCAAUUGAUUUUUUCAGGUGGUCUCGAAAACGACAUUCGUAUUGAAGCAUGGAAGUUCUUGUUGGGCAUCUAUCCUUGGCGGUCUACCUUUGAUGAACGCGAGGCCAUCCGUCGUAGUCGCACCGAAGCGUAUUUCGAUAUCAAGCGUACUUGGUUCGAUCAUCCCGAGAUCCGCAACACAGCUCACUUUAAGGACGAAAAGCAUCGGAUUGAUAAAGACGUCCAUCGAACCGAUCGAUCCCAGGAAGCCUUUGUAGGAGACGAGUUACCGAACCCAGAUCCUGCCAUGAGUGUAGGCACCAAUGCCAACCUGGAGGUCAUGAAGGACAUGUUGAUCAGUUACAACUACUACAACACAGACUUGGGAUACGUGCAAGGCAUGUCUGAUUUACUGGCACCGUUAUUUGUCGCGAUGGGCGAUGAGGCCAUGGCUUUCUGGGCAUUUGCGCAGUUCAUGGACCGAGUCCAAUCGAAUUUCUAUCAAGAUCAGUCGGGUAUGCAUCAUCAACUACAGACAUUAAGAGCCUUGAUUCAGUUCAUGGAUCCUGUGCUUUAUCAGCGACUGGAAGCCACAGACACGUCUCAUCUGUUCUUUUGUUUUCGGUGGCUCUUGGUCUGGUUUAAACGCGAGUUUGAGUGGGAAGAUGUGAUACGGUUAUGGGAAGUGGUAUGGACAGAUCAUUUGACAGACCAGAUGGUCUUGUUUGUUGCUCUGGCUGUGUUGGACACACAUCGAAACAACGUGUUGAAUGAACUGGAUCAAUUUGACGAUAUGUUGAGAGUAAGUUGCAUGACUGUCAUAUGAAACUCAUAGCCUCCCCUCUAUAGUACAUGAACGAUUUGUCAGGUCAUAUCGCAUUAGACCCGACACUGGAAAGAGCUGAAGUACUUUACUAUCAAUUUGAACGUAAAAUAAGAGCCAUGCAACACAAACAAGGCUUGUUAAAAGAACAAUUACAGAUCAGAUCUGUAUGGAACAGUCCUCAAAGACUCAAGAUUCAAGCUCAAGUAGAAACACUUCAAGUGCCUGAUA
Gilbertella persicaria is the source of this 2233-nucleotide messenger RNA. Its product is annotated as rab-GTPase-TBC domain-containing protein. Lineage: Eukaryota; Fungi; Mucoromycota; Mucoromycetes; Mucorales; Choanephoraceae. The transcript is spliced from 4 exons. The record is from RefSeq and is a predicted model, not a curated record. Gene Ontology annotation, biological process: activation of GTPase activity. Gene Ontology annotation, molecular function: GTPase activator activity. Bases 53 to 2005 code for a protein of 650 amino acids.